AUGGCGCACAUCUGGUUAUCACGCCACAGUGACUGCAGUCGGUUGCAGCACGUUCUUCACGGGAGCGGACCUGCGAAUAAGGUUACCACCAAGGGUGCGCUGGGCGUGGCGCUGGGGUCCGCGAGGUAUGCCACCGCGCGCAAGUGCGACUUGUGCAGCAUCGCUGCCUCGCAGGAGCUCUACGUCGUGAGAGCCUUCGCGCGCCGGCGGGCCGCUGCCGGCGAGCCCCGGCGCCUCCACCCGAGCGUGAUGUACCUCGGGAGGCAGUGCUGCGAGGCGCUGCUGAAGGAGCGGAGCCCCUUCCACUUCAGCGUGCUCCAGCGCUCCGUGCGCUCCCUGCUCCACCAGCGGGAGUGGAGGCUAGAGUUCCAGGCCCUCGUCGACCAGUGCCCCCACGACUACCAGAAGAAGCGCCUGGCGGAGGCCCUGGCGAAGAUCCUCAACGGCCCCGGCCGCGCCGCCAAGGCCCCGAGGCCCCGGAGGGCCGAGGCGCAGAAGCUCCGCAGGCCCCGGCUCGCGCGCGAGGACCCCCGGCCGCUGGUGACCCAGGCCCUCGCGGAGGCGCUCAGGGGGAAAGGCCUCUGCAUCCGGCAGUCCAGCAGCGUGUUCACGGCUGUGGCCCGCGCCGUCGGCGAGAGGCAGGUGGCAGCCUUUGCCCGCAACCUCGAGCAGCACGCGACGUCGCUGCCCGGCGCGCCCCCGCUGUGCGAGGAGGACACCCUGGUGCGGCUGCUCGGCAGCCUCUCCUGUGGCGCCGAGGUCUUCGAGCUGGGCCCGGCGGGCGAGCUGACGGCGCGGGCCGUGCUCGGCGCUGCUGGCAGCGGUGGCCCCCAGCACGGCACGCUGAGCCUGGCCAUGGUUGACAACGUCUUCCACGCCACGAGCAAGCAGCUGAAGAACAAGCACAGGCAGCUGCUCUCGGCACACUUCCCCGACCUCUUUAUCCAACGGCCCCUUCCCGCUCCCUCGCGGAGGAGGCCGCCUCGGGGCGCCGCCGGUGCGGGCGCCGCACAGGGCGAGGAUGGCGAGGACACGGACUCGCCAAUCUGGGUAGACUCGGCCGACGAGCAGGCCGCCAAGCCAGAUGGCUCGGACGUGGCACAGCCGCCCGAGGCCCGGGCCGAGGGCUGGGAUGCCGUUCAGCCGCUGGAGCUCCUCAGCCGGGCGCAGGAGGCGAUGAGCAUCGUGGAGGCCCUCAAAGCGGAGGAGCCCGGCGCGAAGCCGCCGCCGGCGAAGAGGAAGCGCCUCGCCGAGACGUCGCUGGACAAGACGUCGAGCAAGGGCAUCAGAGACUUCCUCAGGCACGCCGAGGCCCUUGAGACGGUGCUGGGGACGAACUUGGCCGAGGCCGCGCCCGCGCCGCCGCCCGCGCCGGUGCCCGCGCCGGUGGCGCCCGCCGCAGGAGUGGAGGGCCCGUGCCCGUGCUGCCUUGAGCCGCUGAAGCCCUCGCCCGGUGCCAGGCGGCGGCACGCCAAGCAGUGCGGCGCUGGCGUGAGGCUGUGCAGCGGCUGCGACGGGCUCUUCGAGCCCGGCGCCCUGGGGGCCCACCAGGCCAGCUGCAAGCACUUUCGCUUCGACAGGGCGCAGUGCGCCGGCUGUGGCAACUGGGUCCACGCCUCGUCUCACCUGGCUGUGUGGUCUGAUUGCUGGGCGAAGGCCUGCGGAGCUGAGCGCUGGCACUGA
Molecule: messenger RNA, 1683 nt
Organism: Prorocentrum cordatum
Lineage: Eukaryota; Dinophyceae; Prorocentrales; Prorocentraceae
Source: the annotation of a GenBank genome assembly